AUUUGUAGCCAUUACUUUUGAAGAUAUGAGAGGAACUCCCAUGUAAAUCUAUUAUAAAGUGUCUUCCAAACUCGUUGAUAUCCAACUACAUCCAGCCACAUGUAUCCAUUCAUUUUGAUAACUAUAGCAAGAUGCCAUUUUUCUUGAUCAAGGUCUUCAUCAUAAAUUCACAAAUCUAAAGGUCAAUGUCGAUGGCUCCUCUGUGAACUUGAGCAAAUCGAAUCAAGGUAAUGAAUGGCAUUAGCAUUUUGUCGAACUUUGCUAAUGACGAUGUCCUUCUUACUGGUUAAUCUUCCAAAUACAUCAAGUUCAAGUUUUGAAAUUUGGCAUUUUAAGGCGAUCCCACCUUUGUUUGGGAUCUCAUCAGGAGUACCAUCAAGAAACAGUCUGACGAUGUCUUCAAUUUCAAUCUUAGAAUCCACUUUGGGUACUUAUACACCUUGGCAUGAUGGUACUUUGACGUUGGAACGUACCAGGAGCCCAAGGAGUGAAACUACUGGUUCCUUACCAUUGGCAAGGUCAUUGUGUUAGUACUAGAUUGAAUAACACCGCACAUUUUCUACACUCCAAUUGCAAUCAUAAAAUGACAGUGCCAUCCACUCUUCAUCACAAUCUCACAGCAUUAUGUAGAGACGGCCAGUUAAAAGAAGCUUUGCACAUUCUACUUACAACACACAACCCCCCUGAAGACCACUCUACAUAUCUUCAAUUAUUGCAGACCUGCAAUCUCAAAAACGCGAUUUCAGAAGGGAAGAGAGUCCACUCUUUAAUCACUCACAGGCCAUCUGCAUUUGCUACGCAUACAGCUUUUCAUAAUAAGCUUAUUUACAUGUAUGUCAAGUGCGGAAGUUUGGUUGAUGCUCGUAAAGUAUUUGAUCAAAUGAAAGGACGAGACUGUGUCUCAUGGAAUACGAUUAUCGCAGCGUACAGAAGACAUGGGUAUUCUUACAAGGUAAUCACACUGUUUCACCAUAUGCAGCGGGCAGGUCUCCAACCUGAUAAGUUUACAUUUGCCAGCGUACUUGCAGCCUGUGCCAAAAUGAGAGCUUUGGAACAGGGUAGGGAUAUCCAUCAUAGAAUAACGGAAGGGGGAAUUUUUUCAGGUGUGGUUGCGAAUGCCCUGGUAGACAUGUAUGCAAAAUGUGGAAGCAUAGACAAGGCACGUGAACUGUUUGACAAAAUGCCUCAAAGAGAUGUUGUCUCGUGGAAUGCAAUGAUUGCAGGAUACACACAAAAUGGAUUUGUCGAAAAGGCUUUGGAAACUUUCAAACAAAUGCAAUUGGCAGGUGUAAAGCCAAAUUCCACAACCUUUGCCAGCAUCCUCCGUGCCUGUUCCAAAAUGAGAGAUUUGGAACAGGGUGUGGACAUCCAUCAAAGCAUAAAGGAUAGAGGAGUUUUGUCAAAUGUUGUAGUUGCAAGUGCCCUGGUAGACAUGUAUGCAAAAUGUGGAAGCAUAGACAAGGCACGUGAGGUGUUUGACAAAAUGCCUCAAAGAGAUGUCAUCUCAUGGACUGCAAUGAUUGCAGGAUAUGCACAAAACGGAUUUGUUGAGAAGGCGUUAGAAGCUUUCAAGCAAAUGCAAUUCGCAGGUGUAAAGCCAGACUCCACAACCUUUGCCAGCAUCCUUCCAGCCUGUGCUAAAAUGGGAGCUUUGGAACAAGGUAUAGACAUCCAUGAAAGCAUCAAGGAUAGAAGCAUUUCAUCUAAUCUUGUAGUUACAAGUGCUCUAGUAGACAUGUAUGCGAAAUGUGGAAGGAUAGACAAGGCAAGCGAACUGUUUGACAAAAUGCCUGAAAGAGAUGUCAUCUCAUGGAAUGCUGUGAUUGGAGGAUAUGCACAAAAUGGAUUUGUUGAAAAGGCUUUAGAAACUUUCAAACAAAUGCAACUGGCAGGUGUAAAGCCAGACUCCACAACCUUUGCCAGCAUCCUUCCAGCCUGUGCGAAAACAGGAGCUUUGGAAAAGGGUAUGGACAUUCAUCAGAGUAUCAAAGAUAGAGGAAUUUCGUCAAAUGUCGUAGUUGCAACUGCCCUGGUAGACAUGUAUGCAAAAUGUGGAAGCAUAGACAAGGCUCGCGAGCUGUUUGACAAAAUGGCUCAAAAAGACGUCAUCUCGUGGAAUGCCAUGAUUGUAGGAUAUGUACAAAAUGGAUUUGUUGAAAAGGCUUUAGAAAUUUUCAAGGAAACGCAAUUAGCAGGUGUCAAUCCAGACUCCACAACCUUUGCCAGCAUCCUCCCUGCUUGUGCAAAAAUGGGAGCUUUGGAACAAGGUAUGGACAUCCAUCAAAUUAUAAUAGAAGGGGGAUUUCUGUCAGAUAUUAUAGUUGGAAAUGCUCUGGUAGACAUGUAUGCAAAAUGUGGAAGCAUAAACAAGGCAUGUGAACUUUUUGAUAGAAUGCCUCAAAGAGAUGUCAUUUCAUGGAAUGCAAUGAUUGCAGGAUAUGCACAAAAUGGAUUUGUUGAAAAGGCUUUAGAAGCUUUCAAGCAUAUGCAAUUGGCAGGUGUACAGCCAAUUUCCUCAACCUUUGCCAGCGUACUUCCUGCCUGUGCAAAAAUGGGAGCUUUGGAACAGGGUAUGGACAUUCAUCAAAGCAUAAUGGAAGGGGCCUUUUUGUCAGAUAUUAUAGUUGGAAAUGCUCUAGUAGACAUGUACGCAAAAUGUGGAAACAUAGACAAGGCACGUGAACUGUUUGAGAGAAUGCCUCAAAGAGAUGUCAUCUCAUGGAAUGCAAUGAUUGCAGGAUAUGCACAAAAUGGGUUUUGCGAGGAUGCUAUCAAAAUCUUUGAAGUAAUGAAGGACUUUGGAACAUAUCCUGACAGUGUAAGCUUUGCUUGUGUUCUAUGUGCAUGCAGCCAUGCAGGUUUAGUGCAUGAGGGCUGUAUAUACUUCAAUCACAUGAAUAAUCCUUAUUGCAUUAAACCUACAGUUGAUCAUUACGUGUGCAUGGUUGACCUUCUUGGCCGUGCUGGCUAUCUUGAGGAGACCCUAAACUUUAUCAUUAAGAUGCCAGUUAAACCUGUGGUGGUGGUGUGGAUGUGUUUUCUUGGUGCCUGUAAAUCACAUAUAAACAUAGGCUUAGGAGUAUUUGCAGCAAUGUUGCUUUUCGAUUUGGAUCCCAAUAAUGCUGCGACUUAUGUUCUACUCUCAAACAUCUAUGCAGAAGUGGGCAGGUGGGAUGAGGUUCAAAUUGUAAGAAGAUUGAUGAAAGAUAGAGGAAUUAAAAAGAUCCCAGGAUGUAGUUGGAUUGAAGGCCAUAAAAUGGUACAUACUUUUUUGUCUAGGAGACAGAUUACAUCCACAGACAAACGAGAUCCAUGCAAAGCUGGAAAAAUUAGCUUGGGAGAUGAAGGCAGCAGGGUAUUUCCAAAUUCAAAACAGUUGGUUAAUGAUGUGGAAGAGGAGGAAAAAGAAUCAUUUCUCUGCCACCAUAGUUAAAAGUUGGCAAUUGCAUUUGGUUUGUUAAAAGUUGGCAAUUUCUUAAGAGUUGUUAAGAACCUUCAGGGACAAUGUUCUUGCGGAGAGUAUUGAUGAUACUAAAUGAAGCAAUCUGAAACAUACGCUUGCACUGUAAUGCUAAAUGAAGCAAUCUGAAACAUACGCUUGCACUGUAAUAUCGUACACCAUGUCAGACCUGGAGCAAUAAUGUGGGACAACGUUUUAUUUUCAGAAAUCGGCAAUGAAAUGCAAGAAGUGGAGAAUGGGGAAAAACAGAUCAUUUCAAGUAAAUGGAAAGAUGCUUAGCAGCAGGGAAUGGGAGAGGAGGGCUCACAACCAACCCUUUGCAAUUUUGUAGAGUUCUUUUGUUUCAAAUAAUAAUAUUUUUGCCCAUGUUAGUCUGAUCAUUACAAAUUAUAUUACACAUUCC
Cryptomeria japonica (Japanese cedar) is the source of this 3863-nucleotide messenger RNA. Its product is annotated as pentatricopeptide repeat-containing protein At5g27110. Gene Ontology annotation, cellular component: intracellular membrane-bounded organelle. Gene Ontology annotation, biological process: RNA modification. Lineage: Eukaryota; Viridiplantae; Streptophyta; Pinopsida; Cupressales; Cupressaceae. Gene Ontology annotation, molecular function: protein binding; RNA binding. The transcript is spliced from 3 exons. The record is from RefSeq and is a predicted model, not a curated record. Bases 584 to 3433 code for a protein of 949 amino acids.